GGCACUAUUGGCUGGAUUCUUCCUCUGCGCUCUGGCAACCCGGGCGCUCUCGCUUCCGGAAAACACAGAUAAACAUGGCGGCCUGCACAGGUUCAGGUGUCGUGGUUCCCAGAAGUUUUCGUUUGCUCGAGGAGUUGGAGGAGGGCCAGAAGGGCUCUGGAGACGGUACUGUAAGCUGGGGCCUGGCAGACGAUGAGGAUAGAUCGUUAACCUACUGGACAGGUGUUAUCUUUGGACCACCAAAGACUGUUUAUGAAAACAGAAUAUACAGCCUGAAAAUUGAAUGUGGACCCAAAUAUCCUGAGCACCCUCCUCAUGUGCGCUUCAUAACUCAGAUCCACAUGAGUGGAGUACACAGAUCAACUGGGCUGGUGGACACAAAGGCCGUGCCCUCUUUGGCCCGAUGGAAGACCACUUACUACAUCCGAACGGUACUGCAGGAGCUCAGACACCACAUGAUGGCAAAAGAGAACAGCAAACUGUCCCAGCCACCCGAAGGCCUGGUGUACAGCAACUGAUGCCACCCUCCCGCCCCCUCACACGCACCACACAUUCAACACUAAGUCCACACAGGGCUCACAGGUCAGCCCUCACCAGUGCCCCAAGUGCACCAAACAGACCUGCUGUUCCAAGUCACUGGGUCACAUCAUUCCUCUAGAGCUCAGCGUAACAUUUUUAACUUGAUCGAGUGUCCUGAUUUCAUAUGCACCAUUGAUUUUAAGGGUUGUCCCAUACUGUAUUCACCGUGGCAAAGAAUAUCAGUUGGUGUAGAAAAAGAAAAAUCGGUUCUAAAUCUCUUUUCAGAAUUAAAGUACUUAAAGAAUGUUGGAUGGAACUUAUUUCUUCCACUGUGCUGAAAAUUUUCAGAAGUUUUUAAAAAUGAAUGAAUUUGUUUGUUGAAUGACCAAUGAUAUCUGAAUGAAAUUAUUCUCUAAACCAAGAAAUAAUAGCCAUUGGGUGCAAGAUGUUUUUUAUAUUGGCUAUGUAACAACUUCCCUUUGAUCAAUUCCCAAGCAUUAAUAGAAAAAAUAUAUUUUAGUUUCAGUUGUUAGAUUGCCAAUAAGAUCUAUGUGAAUGUAGGCAUGAUCAUUCUAAACCUUGAAUCAUGAUUGUUGCAAAGUCAUAGUAUCUUUGCAUUAAAUUAACCAAAAUUGACAGAUACAACGUGAUAGAAUGUAAAAGAAUUCAUCUUUCAAGUGACAUUCUCCAGGAAGACAAGAUUUUGCAAAUGCUGGGUCCAAUUUCCAUCCUUGGAAGAUUCUCCCGCUGAUGUGAAUUGACAGUUCAGUGUCUGGUACAUGGAACCAUCUGCUAAUUAGUAUAGCUCAUUAGGCUAUCAGACGUGUCUUGUGUGCCAUAUGGUCCAAAAAGGUGAUGGAUGGCAGUGUUGGAGGUGGGGUGGAGCACUGUCAGGAUCCCCACUGUCCUAUGACCUGUACCAAACAGGUGGAGCUCUUUUUGUUUGUUCUUGUUUGUAUAUCUUAUUUGGGUUUCUGGACAUGUUUACUCUUUUUCUCAUAUGGCAUAUGUUCACUGAACGCGUUGUACGGCUUUGGAUGUUUAUUUUAUAAUGGGAUUAAAAGGGCGGCAGUGACCUAUUGCAUGAUUUUAUUGAAUUAAACGUUAUUACUUUUG
Messenger RNA from Periophthalmus magnuspinnatus, 1635 nucleotides. It is a transcript of the gene ube2v1, whose product is annotated as ubiquitin-conjugating enzyme E2 variant 1. The record is from RefSeq and is a predicted model, not a curated record. Gene Ontology annotation, biological process: DNA damage tolerance; protein K63-linked ubiquitination. Gene Ontology annotation, cellular component: nucleus. The transcript is spliced from 4 exons. The coding region runs from base 75 to 518 and encodes 147 amino acids. Lineage: Eukaryota; Metazoa; Chordata; Actinopteri; Gobiiformes; Gobiidae.